Messenger RNA from Lepisosteus oculatus (spotted gar), 5842 nucleotides. RefSeq names its product forkhead box protein N2. The record is from RefSeq and is a predicted model, not a curated record. NCBI's taxonomy places the organism in Eukaryota, Metazoa, Chordata, Actinopteri, Semionotiformes, Lepisosteidae. Gene Ontology annotation, molecular function: DNA-binding transcription factor activity; cis-regulatory region sequence-specific DNA binding. Gene Ontology annotation, cellular component: nucleus. Gene Ontology annotation, biological process: regulation of DNA-templated transcription.
CUUUCGAUUGGCCUCUAUUCUGCCACGCGCCGCCGUUCCCUUGCCGGGUUCACUCCCUCCGCGGGAAGCGGAGCGUGUUCUGCUACAUCGCUCCAUCCUUCCCGGCGCCGCACGCAUUUGCAGCGUGCGAGUUCAGUGCAGACUAAAAAGAGAACACAAGAGCCCCCUGGUUUAAUGGGUCCGAUAAUCGGAAUGACUCCAGAUAAGAAAGCAGAAACGCCGGGACUGCAGGAGCGGGCGGGGCUGCGGCCGGCUCCCUGCGGGACGGGCACGCUGCCCGAGGCCGAGAGCGCCGCCAGCCCCCGCGCCACCAGCCUGGACCGGGGCCCGGGGGACGACGAGGAGCUCACCAACCUCAACUGGCUGCACGAGAACCUGCUGCAGAACUUCACGCUGGGGUCCGAGGCUCAGCCCAGCGUCAGCCCGCUCUUCGACAUCGAGGGCGACGGAGUGCCGCCUCCCUCCUUCUCCUCCUCCUCCUCCUCCUCCUCCUCUUCCUCCCUCGCUGGCAGGGAGAAGGACUCGCUCAAAUCCAAGCCCCCGUACUCCUUCAGCCUGCUCAUCUACAUGGCCAUCGAGCAGUCCCCCAACAAGUGUCUGCCCGUGAAGGAGAUCUACAGCUGGAUCCUAGAGCACUUCCCCUACUUCUCGAGCGCCCCCACGGGGUGGAAGAACUCUGUGCGUCACAACCUGUCCCUUAACAAGUGCUUCCGCAAGGUGGAGAGGAGCCUGGGAAAGGCGAAUGGGAAGGGCUCCUUGUGGUGCGUGGACCCGGAAUACCGACCCAAUCUGAUCCAGGCCCUGAAGAAGCAGCACUUUCCCAGUGCCCAUGCCUUCUGCACGCCUCCUGCCUCCCCACCCAGUGCAUCUUCACCUCCUCGCCACCUCAUCCCUCAGGACCAGAGCUGCUCUCUGAAAGAGUCUGAUAUUGAUGCUGCCACAGCCAUGAUGCUUUUAAAUUCAGCCCCAGAGCAGCACAGAAUGGAAUGCCGAGCGGUACAGGACCGGCCGAUGGACCUGUCUCGGCCGGAGGUGGCAGUGGUCAGCAGCGACCCCAAGGAGGACCACAACUACAGCGCAUCCUUCCAGCGCUGUGUCUCGCGCUGCAGCACCUCCUCCCUCUCCUCGCUGGACGAGGGCUACCAGCCGGCCUCCCAGGCCCGGCGGGCGGGCAGCGAGGGAUUCCACAGCGACGAGGACUCCGACCUGGCGGAGGAGCCGGAGGAGGCGCAGGGGCGGCUGGGGGACAGCGGGUACGGGGCGUCCCAGCGCGGCGGCGGCGGCGGCAGUGCCCCCCGGCCCCGUGCCAAGGGCCCCCCAGGGAAGAAAGCCCGCAGGGAAGCCAAGCCAGAGAUCGACGAGGAGCUGAAGGAGGCCGCUGGGUCGUUGCUUCACCUGGCUGGGAUCCGCACCUGCCUGGAUGCCUCCAGACGCACAGCCAAGAGCAAGAGUAGAAAAAGCAAAAAAUAGGGCGCCUCUCUCCUCCCUUCCCCCCGGUGUUUUCUUACGUUUGGUGAAUCAAUCUCAUUUGUUUGACACAAAAUAUCCCCCACAUGGCAAUAUUAUCAUUCACACAGGAGAUCAAAGCCAUAUUGAGACUUUUGCUACUGGAAACGGCUCCAGAAACGCUGCCGACUUGAAUUGGUUUUAGAAGUCGGAGCAGUUCAAGGCUUCAGAAACCUAAAGGAGUUUUCAGAAAUUGGACAGUUGCAUGCUUCCUUCCCAUUCAAGUCUGUCCGUAUACAAGUGAAAAUAUUUAUACUAAGGAUGAGUGCAUGGAUGUAAAAUACAAAUUGGAACACCUAUCCAUCUUGUAGUCGUAGUUCGGUUUCUUCUACCAAGGUGUAAAAAAGAAAAAAAAAAGUUGCCAAUUGCCAUCGUUUUUGUUAGAAGACUUUUGUUAUAUAAUUAUGAGACAAAGAGAAAUGCAAUAAUUAUUCCAAAACUUCUCGUUUUAUUUUUUUAUUGUAAUUUUUGGGUUUCCUUUUUCUUGAAAGAUGCAGUUUGGUAGUUGAUGCAAAGUCUGAGCUGAUGAUAGAGAAGCAGCAGAGGUGACUUGAAGCAGGACUUUGUCAGACGGAAUGAAACCUCAAUUAAACCUCGGCUUCCUAACAAAACCAUUUUCAGCAGUUAAAUGCCUCAUGUUUGAACUUCAAAGGAACAAGUGGACUUGGCAGCAGAAACGAAAUAACCCGACGGACGUGCGGAUACUGAAAACCUGACACUUAAAGCAGGAAGUUUAAAACAGAUCUUGGAAAGUGCAUUUGGGAGCGAGUCUGCCACUGUUCAGAAUUCAACGGGCCAUCCGCAACUUCUUCAGCAGAAACAGACCCUGUUAUUGUGGCUGUUGUUGUCAUUGUUUUUGUUCAUUUUCAUAUUUCUUUGUGCAAACUGAAACAGGUUAAUCGUGGCAGCCUUUCAGACGAUUUCAGCUCAGAUCCUAUGCAAGGUGUGUUGGAGGUGGAGUGGCUAUCCCUGUGGUGACAACACGCCGGCCCCUCUGCCUUUUGAGCGCGUGUGACUGUGCGUGUGUGCGUGUGGGCUACAGAGCGAGAUACAUGGACAAGAGACGCAGAGAUCCCGGUGUAAUGAGAAGUACCACAGAGAUAGUGACAGGAGCUUACAAAGACACUGUCGAAAGCAGAAAAACAAUUGUUGAUUUCUCCCGUUCACAAAAAAUUCUGAAAGUUUAGUUAAGUUAUGGGUUGAGUGUUGAUCUUCACUGAAGUUUCUUUUAGUUGUCUACCCAUCAUGCAGUUCGAGUGUUUGGGAUGCCUGUAAUAUAUGCAAAUAUAUGAAAGGUUCCAGGGCAAGUCGUCAUUCCCACAGGUUGAUUCUGUACAUGCAUGGCAGACCUCAGUUCUUUCUUUAGUUUCCCUAGGUGAACAAGCUGUGUUCAUAUGCGCUAAUGUCUUCUUUACUGUUGUUCUUUGAUUUCUAAUGCCAAAUCGUGACAAACCGCAGUAUUUUUUCAGUUUAUGUGAAAGCUUUUUUGCACUCUGUCCCAGUGUAGGUAGUAGGUUGUCACUCCUCUCCUUUGCACAAGCAUCUCACGCAUAUAGCUGCCCCCACUGUUUGAGGGUCAGGUGAAACUAGCCCUGAAUCUGUCAGCUGGAGGUCACAUGCGGCAUGUGCUUUAAUGCAGACCCAGGUGCCAGCUGACGUGGGCUUUGGAAUAGUGUCAUUGAGGUGCCAGAGGAAAUGGCACAAAGUGCACUACCUGCACGAUGUAUAGACAGCUUGCUGUUACACGGUCAGUUCUGAACAGAAAUGCAGAGAAAAAUAAAGGAAAUCAGGGAAAACAGGGUCGAAGUACUUAAGCAGUGUGAGUAACAAAAUGUAUGCUUUGGAUCUAGGAAAUAGCCCUUCCCUGUGGACCCCUGUCCCUCAGAGGAGCCCAAAUGUGGAAACUCCAUUGGUAGCUGACCAGGUCCCCAGUGGAAGUACCUUUUAUCCUCUUGGCUUCCCUAGGCCACAAACCCCUCUGUCCACUCCACCCUUGCAGCUGUUUUCCUGCCUUGUUACAUUUUCCAAGUGGUUACAUAAGUGUGGUAACAGAAGAUGCAGAAGUUGUAAUAACUCAUACUGCCCUUGACCCUUUGCUGAAAGGGGCGAAUAACGUGUUCAGAGAAAGAGCUGGCAGCUCCGGUGCUUGAGCUAAGACAGGUGAUUAAUCACACAGGGAGGACUGCAGCACUUACUGAGCCCCUGUGUGUCAGGGGGUGAUUGGCCCUCUCUCCGAGGAACGGAUAUGACAGUGUUCUGAUUAGAGCUGUCGGUGACAUUCUCACUGCCAUAUACUUCACCUCUACUGAGGUGGGAUGGGUGAUAACAUUAUGUAUAAAUGUUUUUUUUAUUUGCUGUUGUUUUAAUUUCAUAUGAUUUUUAGGGUGCUCUUCCUUUUGUAUAUUUAUAUUUGCCAUUCUCCUGGAUUUUAAAGAUCUGUAUGUAUAGACGGAAACGAUUGAUAAAGUAUAAAUUGAAAUGUGCGAAUCAUGCGGACAUUGUUCAUCAAGUCUGUAACGGCUGUUAGAUGACAUUUGGUAGAGAUGGGAGAUGUUUGUCUACUUGGCCACAGUACACAUUUCGAGGUAAAGCUGCCACCCGUAUAAAAUGUGGAGCUCAUUACAAACUGACCCUUGUCAAAGAAGAUGGCAAACCCACUAAAAUGUAUCAAUAUAGGAUGGUUGUAUGUAGUGAUGGAAUUCCCUUAUAUUUGACGUCAUCAUGUCUGCUGAGUUCAUGUGUGGAGGGUUAGUGUCACCAGAUUAUCUCAGAAGCCUCUUUGGAAGAGUUUUGAUGAUAAUUGGUGUGGAUAUGAGUAUUGUCAAGAAUGCAGAAAGCGUGCUAUGAAAUAUCGGUGCUCGUGAUUUUGCUUCAAUGAAAGGAAUCAGACUCUCAGCUGCUGGUUAUCAUCUAGCCAACUAGAUCACCAGUGUUCACCACUAGUUGUGACCCUGAGACACAACUGUAAAACUCCCGUUUGUGCUCCAGGCAAAACACGAAGAGGCAAGCGAGGGCAACCUCUAGAGCUCUUUUGUUUGGCUGAUUUAGAUAACUUCAGAAGUAGGUGAAGUGAACUGAAGUCAAGGAGAUCUGCUGAAAAGUCAAAGUAGAUGUGUUGCUUGAACUUACCGACCAACCCUUAUAAAGAGAGCUGUAUCUAUCUGUGUCUUUACUAUGGAUAUCAAAAUUCGUGUUUAAGAAUUGACGAUGACUUUUAUACGUCAGAGGUGCACAGGUCCAGUCCUGGAAGGCCUCAGUAUCUGCAGGUUUUUCUUCUAUCUGAACUCUGAACUAUCCAGUUAAUAAAGUAAUAGGCUUAUUUGGACCAGUUUGACACCGUUCUGCUAGAGGUAUAAAGAGACCCUUUAUGAUAGUCUGAGAUGUAAGCCCUCAGGACUGGGGUUGUGCACCUGCUUAUUAACUGUUUGAAAUGAAAAGUAUAAUAAUCAUUGUUAGUUCCUUAUGGGUACUUAAAUAAAAGAUAAAUGUGUGUAACCGCACACUUUCAGUUUUAAGCUGCCAACCUAGAAAUCCACUUUCAAUUAGAACAAUUAAACCAAACUGGCCAGGACAUCUGUGGUGGGGGAGACAUCCCAGGUCUUGAUUUUGGCUUCCAGGGUUAGUAUUAAGUAUCCAUCAGAUUGUAGUGCCAUCAGAGGAUGAGGAUCCUGGACAGACUUCUGAGCUUAAGCUCUUUCAGUUAUUGUUUUCAUUAAAAGUUCAUUGAAAAUGACUGCCUAAGCAAGGUGAUACCAGCCUUAAAUCCAUAGGUAAAAGUAGAAAGUUUGGUUAUCUUUGGAACAUACAGUGAAUAUUCAUUAUGAUUCUAGGGUUAAUUUACAUAAUAGGAAAUAUCCCUAUGAAUGUAAAUGUAGAAAUCUAUAGAUUAUAGAAGAACAUUCUGUAGGAUCAUCACAGAGGACUUCAAUGUGAAAAGAUAUUGAAGGCAUGUGUGUGUGGGGGGGUGGUACAUACCAGUGUAUUGUAAGCUUUGAGUAUUUUCUAGCCAACUAGCCAGAAGAACCAGGGUGACUUUGUCAUAGACAGUAUUUGCCAGGUGACAUUAGAAGCUGGUUAAGUGAUAUAGGGUUGGCAUACUGAAUCUUUUGAAUCUAUUCUAUAAUUUAAUCAAAGAUUGAUAUUUUUUUUAACAUUUAAUUAAAAGCUGCCAAUCCAGUAUCAGUUUGCGUCUGUUGUCUGCCAUGUCUGUUAGACAGACAAACCUUUGGUUUUUGUAUGCUAACCUCUGUUAAUAAAAUGUUUAUAAAGUUUAUUUUCGCCAAAGAUAUGCAAUUGCAUUAUAUAUGGUAUUACUGAAUAAAAUGUUCUUGUUAUA